CCCGUAGCCUCACGGGAUUCUUUCUCCCUCCUCCCCCGUGUAUAAAUUGGCUUCAUCCCCUCCCUGCCUCAUCCAUCCAAAUCCCACUCCCCAAUCCCAUCCCGUCGGAGAAAUUCAUCGAAGCGAAGCGAAGCGAAUCCUCCCGAUCCUCUCAAGAUGCAGAUCUUCGUUAAGACCCUCACUGGCAAGACCAUCACCCUUGAGGUCGAGUCCUCAGACACUAUUGACAAUGUCAAGGCUAAGAUCCAGGACAAGGAAGGCAUCCCUCCGGACCAGCAGAGGCUCAUCUUUGCUGGCAAGCAGCUCGAGGAUGGCCGUACCCUAGCUGACUACAACAUCCAGAAGGAGUCGACUCUCCACCUUGUGCUCAGGCUCAGGGGUGGCAUGCAGAUCUUCGUCAAGACCCUCACUGGCAAGACCAUCACCUUGGAGGUGGAGUCCUCAGACACCAUUGACAACGUGAAGGCAAAGAUCCAGGACAAGGAAGGCAUCCCCCCAGACCAGCAGCGUCUCAUCUUUGCCGGGAAGCAGCUUGAGGAUGGCCGCACCCUUGCCGACUACAACAUCCAGAAGGAGUCCACCCUUCACCUGGUGCUCCGCCUUCGUGGUGGUAUGCAGAUCUUCGUCAAGACCCUCACCGGCAAGACCAUCACCCUGGAGGUGGAGUCCUCUGACACCAUUGACAAUGUGAAGGCCAAGAUCCAGGACAAGGAGGGCAUCCCCCCGGACCAGCAGCGUCUCAUCUUCGCUGGCAAGCAGCUGGAGGAUGGCCGCACCCUUGCUGACUACAACAUCCAGAAGGAGUCCACCCUUCACCUGGUGCUCCGCCUGCGUGGUGGCAUGCAGAUCUUUGUCAAGACCCUCACCGGCAAGACCAUCACCCUGGAGGUUGAGUCCUCUGACACCAUUGACAACGUGAAGGCCAAGAUCCAGGACAAGGAGGGCAUCCCCCCGGAUCAGCAGCGUCUGAUCUUUGCUGGCAAGCAGCUGGAGGAUGGCCGCACCCUUGCUGACUACAACAUCCAGAAGGAGUCCACCCUUCACCUGGUGCUGCGUCUUCGUGGUGGUAUGCAGAUCUUCGUCAAGACCCUCACCGGCAAGACCAUCACCCUGGAGGUGGAGUCCUCUGACACCAUUGACAAUGUGAAGGCAAAGAUCCAGGACAAGGAGGGCAUUCCCCCGGACCAGCAGCGUCUCAUCUUUGCUGGUAAGCAGCUGGAGGAUGGCCGCACCCUUGCAGACUACAACAUCCAGAAGGAAUCCACUCUCCACCUGGUGCUCCGUCUCCGUGGUGGCCAGUAAGUCCUGGGCCAUGAGCAGCCGUCCUUCCAGGGUUCACAUGUCUGGUGCCUUCCUCUGUCCCUCUGAUGGAGAUUAUCUGCAUGUCGUGGUCGUGUCUUGAUCGAGUCGGUGAAGAGUCCCUAUGUUUCCCUUUCUCAGAAAAUCGUCCUAUGUCAGUCUGGUUGUGUUCGUGAACAUUUCUGCUGGUGCCCAGCAGUUUGGUUGGAACUGUGCAAUGGAAUAAUUGAACCCUGAAUUUCGUGUGACAAUUUGUCUUCAUGGUUUCUGGAUAUAUUGUUUGUUAA
Messenger RNA from Sorghum bicolor (sorghum), 1586 nucleotides. RefSeq names its product polyubiquitin. Lineage: Eukaryota; Viridiplantae; Streptophyta; Magnoliopsida; Poales; Poaceae. Gene Ontology annotation, molecular function: protein tag activity; ubiquitin protein ligase binding. Gene Ontology annotation, cellular component: nucleus; cytoplasm. The transcript has 2 exons. The record is from RefSeq and is a predicted model, not a curated record. Gene Ontology annotation, biological process: modification-dependent protein catabolic process; protein ubiquitination. Bases 157 to 1302 code for a protein of 381 amino acids.